Molecule: messenger RNA, 2098 nt
Organism: Punctularia strigosozonata HHB-11173 SS5
Lineage: Eukaryota; Fungi; Basidiomycota; Agaricomycetes; Corticiales; Punctulariaceae
Product: P-loop containing nucleoside triphosphate hydrolase protein
Exons: 7
Coding region: 30-1949 (639 amino acids)
Molecular function (GO): ATP hydrolysis activity; ATP binding
Source: RefSeq, a predicted model, not a curated record
GCUUGCUUUCCUCCUCAUCGCCGUCAGCCAUGGCACCCUCCGCAUCCAAACAGAAGCGUCUUGCUGAGAAGGCUGCGAAAGGUGCCGCCAAGAGCAAAGGCAAGGGCACCGAUGCGUCCUCCACCACCGACACCCCCACUGGCAGCACCAACGGCAGCACCGCCAGCACGCCGAUGACCAGCUUGUCUGCAGCUACCAGCAAAGAAGAUCUCAGCGCGAUGGAGAAGCUGAGGAUUGCCACAGAUCGGAGCGCAGCCGGUGUGCUCGUAUCCGAUCCCAAGGGACGCGACAUCAAGAUCGACUCGUAUACGCUGUCUUUCCAUGGUCGGUUAUUGAUCGAGAAUGCCGAGAUUUCGUUUAACUACGGCAAUCGUUACGGAUUACUGGGAGAAAAUGGUUCGGGAAAGUCCACUCUUCUGCAGUCCAUCGCAGAUCGCGACAUUGAAAUCCCCGACCACAUCGACAUCUACCUCGUGCGGGGAGAGGCAGAGCCCUCAGAUGUCAACGCGCUCGAUUUCAUCGUUGCAUCCGCGAGGGAAAAAGUGGCCAAACUCGAAGCCCGCAUAGAAGAACUCUCCAUCGCAGAUGACCCGGACGAUGUCGCCCUCGAUCAGGCCUAUGAGGAGCUCGAAGAACUCGACCCCUCCACUUUCGAGACUAAGGCCGGCUCCAUCCUUCACGGUCUCGGCUUCACGCAGCAGAUGAUGCAAAAGCCUACCAAAGACAUGUCCGGUGGUUGGCGUAUGCGCGUCGCCCUUGCCCGAGCGUUGUUCAUCAAGCCUCAUUUGCUAUUACUUGAUGAGCCUACCAACCACUUGGAUCUCGGUGCCGUCGUCUGGCUCGAGGCAUACCUCAGCACGUAUAACCACAUUCUCGUCAUCACAUCGCACUCCCAGGAUUUCAUGGAUGAAGUCUGCACCAACAUCAUGGACCUGACCCCGAAGAAGAAGCUGGUGUACUACGGUGGUAAUUACUCGACUUACGUGAGAACGAAGUCCGAGAACGAGGUGAAUCAGAUGAAGGCGUACCAAAAACAACAAGACGAAAUCGCGCACAUCAAGAAGUUCAUUGCGUCCGCCGGUACAUACGCUAAUCUCGUGAAACAAGCCAAGUCCAAGCAGAAGAUCAUCGACAAGAUGGAGGCGGACGGCCUUAUCGAGAAGAUCGAGAAGUCGCGCCAGCUCCGAUUCCACUUUGAGGACAUCCACAAGCUGCCGCCUCCUAUCCUGGCUUUCGACAACGUUGCGUUCUCCUACUCCGGCAAGAAGGAAGACUACCUGUAUCAGAACCUGUCUUUCGGUAUCGAUAUGGACUCUCGUAUCGCCAUCCUCGGUGCCAACGGUACCGGCAAAUCGACGCUCCUUCACCUUAUCACCGGAGCUUUGCAACCCUGCGAAGGCACCGUUUCCCGGCACGUCUCCCUCAAACUUGCCAAGUACUCUCAGCAUUCGGCGGACCAGCUACCAUACGACAAGAGCCCGAUUGAGUACUUCCAGGCCCUCUUUUCCCAGAAGUACCCGGAGAAGGACUUGCAAGCGUGGAGAGCGCAGCUUGGGCGAUUUGGUCUUUCGGGCCAACAUCAGACAUCGCCGAUUGCUCACCUUUCCGACGGUCUCCGGAACCGUGUCGUGUUCGCACAGCUUGCCAUGGAGCAUCCCCACAUUCUGUUAUUGGAUGAGCCGACGAACCACUUGGACAUGGAAUCCAUCGACGCGCUUGCCGUCGCGAUCAAGGAGUUCGAGGGUGGUGUGGUCAUUGUAUCGCACGACUUCCGACUCAUCAGCCAGGUCGCCGAGGAACUGUGGGAGGUGAGGGACCGCAAGAUCCGCAACCUCACGAAGGAGGACAUCACCAUCGUCGACUACAAGAAGUCGCUCAUGAAACAGUCGGAGGCCGCGAUCGAGAAGGCGAAGCUCAUCAGCAAAAAUAUGGCGAAGGCCAAGACAUAGAUGGGUACACACACGUCCCUUCGGCUCAUUAGUAUAUCUGCCUUCGAUUAGUUUGUUCACUCCCCAUCUCGGAUGUAGCUACACAUUGCAGAUGUAUAACCACCUUGUGCACGCCAUGUACUUCUAUACCCCAUCACUUAGACGGUUUC